ACGACGAUUUUCCGGUCCAAUGAUGAAAUAGGCGUUCCAGGAAUAGGGAUUGGAAAGAAAGAUCUUAAAGCCCGGAUGCCCAUAAAUCUUUCUCUGUGCAUCGCGUGCUCCCUGGCGCUUUGCUUUAAUGUUGGGGUGCAUAUGAAGAUCUUACCUUCAGUGUCGAUAAUAGUAUGUAAGAAGAGAGCAAAUAAUCGGGAUUUGAUUCGGAAUGACGGAAAGUGAAGCAUGGCAGCUACAUGUAGCUGUGUAUGUGUGUUACCCGCUGGCAUUCAUCGGGGUGUCAUUGAGAACUUAUGUCAGGUACUUCAUGCAGAAUGUUAUGGGAUGGGACGAUUGGUUGAUGAUUCUCAGUUUGGCCUUUUAUACCAUGUACACGAGUUUCGUCUUAGUAGGAUUACAUUAUGGAACCGGACGACAUCAAGAAGAUCUGGAAGAAAGUGAUUUCCUAUGGGCGAUUCGAUACUGGUAUUUCGGAGAGUGGGCCUAUGUUGUGGCGAUGACCAUAAUAAAAACUGCCAUCGCCCUUUUCUACCUCCGAAUUAUGAUUAUCCCCUGGCAUCGCGCCGCUGUAAAAGUCAUCAUGUGGAUUGUGAUAUCCUUCGGCUUUGCAUAUUUCUGGUGCGUGGUCAUACAAUGCUGGCCUAUACCUUUUAUUUGGGAGCGAUAUGCUACGACUCCUGGUAAAAGUACUGGAAACUGCUUACCUAGAGGAAUCGUUUUGGGUGGAACAUAUCUGCAUAGUAUUAUAAGCGCGGGAAGUGAUUGGGCAUUGGCUUUACUGCCAAUUGUCAUGUUGUGGAAUGUGCAGAUGCCAACCGGUAUAAGACUUAUUGUUGGGGGAAUUGUGGCGUGUGGUGCUAUUGCUAGCACAGCAACCAUCAUUCGUAUUCCCACCGUUUCAAGUAUAUUAGAUACGGAUGAUUUCCUCUUCAAAAGCAUCCCCCUAGCCGUCUGGUCGACCGUUGAACCCGGAAUAGCCAUAUUCGCCGCAUCUCUCGCUACUCUCCGACCACUACUUCGAAGAAUCUUCCCAGAUCAUUUCCGAAAUGCAGCGAUCCCAUCACUAGCAUCAUUGCGAAUCCCCACAAAUUUGGCAAGGAAAAAACUACCGUCAGAUAAUGUCGAGAUGGGAAUUAACACGACAUGCUACAGCGAGCCAAGACCUGGACAGACUGCAGAAGAAAGCUUGGAGACUAUACAAAUUCAUUUAGAUGACCGAAUUGAGGUUGAUAGAAGUACAAGUAAAUCAAUGGCAAUUCACGAGGAGUCUUCAGGUCUUAAUCUGGGAUCGGAGGAGAGUCAUAUCUUGAGAUCAAAGGAGAGUGAUAACGAAAUGGUGGAAUUACCGCAUACCUAUCUGGGAACAUCUCCACGUCUCGCACCAUUAGUCUUUUCUCCAACAUGUCUCACGCACACGAUUCCAUCGCCAUCAACUCUUUCGCCUUCACAUGUCGCGUCGUGCAUGAGGGACAGUCAGUACAAUAGGAAUUCGAAGGUCGUCAUACCGUCUUCGCCUAUUUGAAGCUAUUUCGAGAUCUUUACACAAUCAAAAAAGAUAGAAUUCAAGUAUGAUUAGAUUUUUGCACUCAAUCAUACACCAACCAAUGUGGUAUAGGAUCGAUGUCUGUGUAUCGGACAUGGGAUGAAAUAUCAGACGGGUCCCAAAACAAUCGAAAGACACUCCUACGAGUGUCAAACGCUGGCCUGUGAUGACCUCUAAACACACAGCAAGAUGAUUUUAAAUUGAGGGUCGAAAGUGGGAAUACAAGAGGAUAAUAGAAAAGCAGGGUUCCGUCUUCUACACAACGCAGGUGGUUCAGUUGGAGGCCAUUUCUGCAGCCCAACAAUCACUAUCCGCAGAACAUUUCAAUUUAUCUUGAGCAAAAUUUUAUCAAAUUGUGUCGAAAUUUUUGUCUCACCUCGGUUGGAAAGACAAUAGAAUUGAAAUCACAAAUCGAUCCUGCACAAUGGACAUGACUUUUGCGGGUUGGGGUGGAAGAUGGUGUGAACAAAAUAAGUUGAAGAGGGGAAGAGCAUGAUUGGUGCAGCUUGAUGGUGUAAUUAAAAAAUGCUCGGAGUAAAUGAAGAAUAAAAAUAAGGCAUGAUGUUGACAAUUGGUCAGAAUUUGGCCGGUUGAGGUUCAGUCCUCGGUGAUGGGGUUUAUACGGUAAGAGUCUGGCCAUCAACUUAUUUGAUGAUUGGUGGACAAAUCUUUAUCAAGAUACAAAAUGUAUUAACAUGAAAAUAAUUUA
Molecule: messenger RNA, 2255 nt
Organism: Botrytis porri
Lineage: Eukaryota; Fungi; Ascomycota; Leotiomycetes; Helotiales; Sclerotiniaceae
Exons: 4
Coding region: 212-1525 (437 amino acids)
Source: RefSeq, a predicted model, not a curated record